Molecule: messenger RNA, 1969 nt
Organism: Aptenodytes forsteri (emperor penguin)
Lineage: Eukaryota; Metazoa; Chordata; Aves; Sphenisciformes; Spheniscidae
Gene: PTGES3
Product: prostaglandin E synthase 3
Exons: 8
Coding region: 619-1122 (167 amino acids)
Biological process (GO): telomere maintenance via telomerase; prostaglandin biosynthetic process; telomerase holoenzyme complex assembly
Cellular component (GO): cytosol; nucleus
Molecular function (GO): protein-folding chaperone binding; prostaglandin-E synthase activity; Hsp90 protein binding
Source: RefSeq, a predicted model, not a curated record
AGUAACUUCACUAAAUGUGUCACAGUUACCAACAAUUGAAUUGGUUGAUGAUCAGGUGAGUCAAAAUCUGUUCUGAAAGCUUAGCAAUGGUCACAUUAAUAGAUGGUUUGAAAAGUUAAUUACUCUUUUGUCAGGUUAUUGUGCUGUGAUGCUUAGAGUGCAAUACAGAGACCAAACAUCCACUCCUUGGUGUGUGGAGUGGGAGCCACUCUGUCACGUACAGAUGGGAACGUUGGCUUUCUUUGUGUCCUUGUGUGCUUUAGCUUCCUGUAGCCAGUGUAGCUGCAAUAAAUACCGGGGUAAGUGACCAUUUGGCUCAGAGCAUUUAACUCAGUUCAAUUCGCAGGUAGGUCUUUGAGGUCUUCUCUGCAGGGGCAUUAGCUAUGAAAUCCCAGCUUUGAUCUGGCACCUCUGGAAGACAGCCGAAGUGCGCGAAGCACCCGUGGUCUUCUGUGCCUUAGCAACAGCAGCUCGUGCUGGGUGGCUGUUUGCCUUCUCCUGGAAUGCAGACGCGCAGUUGUGGGCUUGGCCUGAGUUGCCAGGAGAAUAACUGAAAGUGGUGGGGAGUCUGCGGCCGAGGCGUGCCGAGCUGAGGUCGCUUUCACCAGCCCAUCGAGUAUGGCCGCACUUGAGUGUUGCACGCAGCCUGCUUCUGCGAAGUGGUACGACCGAAGGGACUAUGUCUUUAUUGAAUUUUGCGUUGAAGACAGUAAAGAUGUUAAUGUAAAUUUUGAAAAAUCCAAACUUACAUUCAGUUGUCUUGGAGGAAGUGAUAACUUUAAACAUUUAAAUGAAAUUGACCUUUUUAAUAAUAUUGAUCCAAAUGAAUCAAAGCAUAAAAGAACAGACAGAUCUAUCUUGUGUUGUUUACGAAAAGGAGAAUCUGGUCAGGCAUGGCCAAGGUUAACAAAAGAGAGGGCAAAGCUCAACUGGCUCAGUGUGGACUUCAACAACUGGAAAGACUGGGAAGAUGACUCAGAUGAAGACAUGUCCAAUUUUGAUCGCUUUUCUGAGAUGAUGAACAACAUGGGCGGAGAUGACGACGUAGACUUGCCAGAAGUAGAUGGGGCAGAUGAUGACUCACCAGACAGUGAUGACGAAAAAAUGCCGGAUCUGGAGUAAGGAAAACUGUCGUCUUCAGGGUUUGGGGAAAGAACUUCAUCACAACAUUUCAUAAUUGAGAUAAGAAUUCCUGAGUUGAUAGCCCUAAAGGGAGAUCCUGCAUCCUUUAACCCAUUUUCAGUCCAUUUUAAAUGGCUUCACUGAUGGUAGGUGUGUACCGUUGCACGGGGCGGUCUUAAGCCACGAGAGGCAAUAAUGUUAUGCAUGAACCGUUUUCCAGACUUCCAAAAAAAAAACAAAACCCAAUUGAGGUGUAGGCAAUCGAUACAGAACAGUUGCAAUAAAGUUUACAGAGCCUCCUUGCCUCGUAGCAGAUAUAAUUACAAUGGGAGAAUCCUGAAUUUACACCAAGUGGUAAAUGAGCAUUUUUCCCCUCUGCGGCCUGAAAUUGUACGUUUGUACCGGGAACAAAACUGGCUGAAACAAGGCUGUUGUCAUUGGCUCACAAAAUUCAGCAGGUGACGCGCAGUACCGCUGUGGUGUCUUCAGGUCUGUUCCGCUAAAGUUCGUAUUGAAAAGGAAACAAAUUUCUCCUCGUUUGGUGUUUCAUCGCAAGUCCCGUGCCCCCGAGCCGGCACGGGUGGCUGGAGCCUCUCCCCCGGUACCGUUUGACCCUCAAGCUUUACAUCUCCUCGCCCGGGGCGCAAGUGGCUGUGCGUUGUUGCUUGUCAAUCUGUACAUUUAGACCAAAUCGUAUUUGCACUGUGGGUAUGGAAGUGAGUGACAGACCGUGGGGCGUACACGCGCGGGUGGCUUCUAACCAGGCUGAAAAACCUCAAUUUAUGUUCAGAGCAGCGGGGAUUUUUUUAAUGUCUACAUUCUUUCUAAUAAACUGUUGAAGACUCCC